Molecule: messenger RNA, 2047 nt
Organism: Symphalangus syndactylus (siamang)
Lineage: Eukaryota; Metazoa; Chordata; Mammalia; Primates; Hylobatidae
Gene: DNAJC22
Product: DnaJ heat shock protein family (Hsp40) member C22
Cellular component (GO): membrane
Source: RefSeq, a predicted model, not a curated record
AUGGCGAAGGGGCUCCUGGUGACCUAUGCCCUCUGGGCUGUGGGGGGCCCUGCUGGGCUCCACCACCUGUACCUGGGAAGGGACAGCCAUGCCCUGCUCUGGAUGCUGACCCUGGGGGGAGGUGGGCUGGGCUGGCUCUGGGAGUUCUGGAAGCUCCCAAGCUUUGUAGCUCAGGCCAACAGAGCCCAGGGACGGAGGCAGAGCCCCGGAGGGGUGACACCCCCUCUGAGUCCCAUUCGCUUUGCUGCCCAGGUGAUAGUUGGCAUCUAUUUUGGCCUCGUGGCACUGAUUAGCCUUUCUUCCAUGGUCAACUUCUAUAUUGUGGCCCUCCCACUGGCAGUUGGCUUAGGGGUCUUGCUGGUGGCUGCUGUUGGCAACCAGACCUCAGACUUUAAGAACACUCUGGGGGCAGCAUUUCUCACUUCACCUAUCUUCUAUGGCCGCCCCAUAGCCAUACUGCCCAUUAGCGUGGCCGCCAGCAUUACAGCUCAGAAGCAUCGCCGCUACAAAGCUUUGGUGGCAUCAGAGCCGCUCAGUGUGCGGCUCUACCGUCUGGGCUUGGCUUACCUUGCUUUCACAGGCCCACUGGCAUACAGUGCCCUCUGCAACACAGCUGCCACCCUCAGCUAUGUGGCAGAAACCUUUGGCUCCUUCUUGAAUUGGUUCAGCUUCUUCCCCCUUCUUGGCCGCCUCAUGGAGUUUGUCCUCCUUCUGCCUUACCGGAUCUGGAGGCUACUGAUGGGGGAGACUGGCUUCAACAGCAGCUACUUCCAGGAGUGGGCGAAGCUCUAUGAGUUUGUUCACAGUUUUCAGGAUGAGAAGCGUCAGCUGGCUUACCAGGUUUUGGGCCUCUCAGAAGCGGCAACAAAUGAAGAAAUACAUCGGAGUUACCGGGAGCUAGUGAAGGUCUGGCACCCAGACCACAACCUGGACCAGACAGAGGAGGCACAGAGGCACUUCCUGGAGAUCCAGGCUGCAUAUAAAGUCCUGAGUCAACCCAGGAAGCCCAGGAGAUCCCGGAGGUGAAAAGAAACGUCCCCCUGAGGAUUGAUCCUUCCUAGCAGAGCUGGGCAACUUGUCCCAAAUCUAGCUUUGCCCACGAAUGGCAUCCCAACAGAGUUAAAGAAACUGCUUGCAGGGGCCGGGCGUGGUGGCUCACACCUGUAAUCCCAGCACUUUGGGAGGCCGAGGCGGGCAGAUCACGAGGUCAGGAGUUCAAGAUCAGCAGCCUGGCCAACAUAGUGAAACUUCAUCUCUACUAAAAAUACAAAAAAUUAGCCAGGGGUGGUGGCAGGCACCUGUAGUCCCAGCUACUCGGAGAGGCUGAGGCAGGAGAAUGGCGUGAACCCGGGAGGCGGAGCUUGCAGUGAGCCGAGAUCGCGCCACUGCACUCCAGCCUGGGUGACAGAGCGAGACUCCGUCUCAAAAAAAAAAAAAAAUAAAUAAAAAAUAAAUAAAUAAAUAAAUAAAUAAAUAAAUAAAAGAAACUGCUUGCAGGGGACAUGAGAAAACUUUAAUGGGGUGAGAAAAGGUUGUGGUAGAAGAAUGUGUUUAUAUUCUGAAUUUCUGAAUUCUUGGCUAUUGCAUUCUUGACAAUUUUUCUUAAAACCAGAGAGUGAAAGGCAUAUUAUAAAACAAUCAAAUAUCUUUUAGAGUAUGGACAACUAUUAUAUAUCAAUAAAAAAUUAAUUAGAAAAAAUAUAUCUUUUCGAGAACACACCACCUUAUCCCACCCAUGAUAUAUUUAUGUGUGAUGGAGAAAGGUUAUUUAACUAUUUUUUUAAAUGUGUAAAGCAGCAGGGCAUGGUGGCUUACGCCUGUAAUCCCAACAGUUUGGGAAGCUGAGGUGGGAGGAUCACCCGAGGUCAGGAGUUCAACACCAGCCUAGCCAACCGACAUAGUGAAACCCCAUCUCUACUAAAAAUACAAAACUUAGCCAGGCAUGGUGGCGCACGCCUGUAGCUCCAGCUAGUCGGGAGGCUGAGGCAGGAACAUCACUUGAGCCCGGGAGGUGGAGGUUGUAGUCAGCUGAGAUUGAGCCGCACUG